AUGACCAAUACUCGCAAAACCUGUCUGAUUACAGGCUGCUCUAAGGGUGGAGUUGGCGAGGCGCUUGCAGAAGCCUUCAGAGACAAGGGCUAUCAUGUUUUCGUGACCGCACGUUCAACAAACAAAAUCCCAGAGCCCCUUCAUGAUGCGUCUAAUGUCACUGUCCUUGCGCUGGAUGUCUCGUCUUCCAGGUCCAUUGCUGCAGCCGCCAAAGUCAUUCAAUCCGAGACUGGGGGUAAGCUAGACGUUUUGAUCAACAACGCUGGCCUCGGCAUGGAAAUGCCCGUUCUAGACACAUCUAUUGCCGAAGCUAAGAAGUUGUUCGAUGUCAAUUUCUUCGGAGCCUUGGAGAUGACUCAGGUGUUCAGCCCUAUGCUUAUCAAGGCUGAGGGAUGCAUUGUCAAUAACUCAUCCGUGGGCGGACGUUUUCCAAUUCCAUUCAUUGGCACCUACCAAGCAACUAAGGCUGCUCUCAUUCAAACAAGCGAAGUCCUACGUCUGGAGGUGGCACCUCUCAACGUGCGCGUCCUUACUCUCAUCACAGGCGGCAUCACGACAAACUUCCUGGCUAAUAUUCCGACCCUGCUGUUGCCGGAGAAUUCCUACUACCAUGGCAUCAGAAACAUCAUUGAAGAACAGCCCCAGCAGGUACCCUUCGGUGUAAGCCCGAACAAGUUUGCAGGAGAAGUUCUCUAUCAGGUGGAAAAGGGAACGACAGGCAAAUACUGGAUUGGCGGCGCUACCGGCUUUGCUCGUUUGUCAUUGUGGCUUUUACCAGAUUGGUUGCUUGAUCGAUUUUCUUUGAGCCAGAAACCAUUUACCAAGAAGCUGGCUGAAGAGCAUGGGAAGCGGACUGCGCAGGAUACAAAGCUUGAUUGA
Molecule: messenger RNA, 879 nt
Organism: Penicillium atrosanguineum
Lineage: Eukaryota; Fungi; Ascomycota; Eurotiomycetes; Eurotiales; Aspergillaceae
Exons: 3
Coding region: 1-879 (292 amino acids)
Biological process (GO): phosphatidic acid biosynthetic process; triglyceride catabolic process
Cellular component (GO): lipid droplet; endoplasmic reticulum
Molecular function (GO): triacylglycerol lipase activity; acylglycerone-phosphate reductase (NADP+) activity
Source: RefSeq, a predicted model, not a curated record